This is a messenger RNA of Nerophis ophidion (straightnose pipefish), 1841 nucleotides long. It is a transcript of the gene tyw5, whose product is annotated as tRNA-yW synthesizing protein 5. The record is from RefSeq and is a predicted model, not a curated record. Gene Ontology annotation, molecular function: 2-oxoglutarate-dependent dioxygenase activity; tRNA binding. Lineage: Eukaryota; Metazoa; Chordata; Actinopteri; Syngnathiformes; Syngnathidae. Gene Ontology annotation, biological process: wybutosine biosynthetic process. The transcript has 8 exons. Bases 81 to 1079 code for a protein of 332 amino acids.
GUUGUUUUGAUGGGGAACGAUGUGAAUGUGGCACAAACAUAAGCGUGUGUUUUUUUAAUAAAUGUUCACGUUUACGUGAAAUGGCGACUCCGAAAAUAGUAAAUGUCCCAAUCUUUACACACGUAGAUCGGGAUGUAUUUCUACAACAAAUUUAUCCACAGCGUGAACCAGCAGUGCUGAGAGGUGUGUUUUUGGGUCCAUGUAUGGGAAAAUGGACAGCUGAGUAUCUUGGACAAAAAGGUGGCGAUAAAGAGGUGAAGAUACAUGUUUGUACAGUACCACAGAUGAACUUCCUGCAGAAAAACUUUGUGUACAGGACAAUUCCAUUCAAGGAGUUUGUGAAAAGGGCAUCUGAGAAGAAACACUCAGACUUCUUCCUGUGUGAGGAUGAGAGCUAUUAUCUUCGAUCUUUGGGAGAAGAUGUUCGAAAGGAACCUGCUGACCUCAGCAAACAAUUCCCCGAGUUAGCAGAAGACUUCCAUUUCCCUAAUUUCUUUGAUGACCAUCAGUUUUUCUCCAGUGUCUUCCGCAUCAGCUCCUGUGGUCUUCAGCUGUGGACACACUACGACGUAAUGGAUAACCUUCUGGCUCAGGUGACUGGCAGGAAGAGGGUGGUUCUCUACAGCCCCCAGGACGCUCUGCAUCUUUAUAUGUCAGGAGACAAAUCAGAGGUGGUAGACAUUGACUCGCCAGACCAAAACCUGUUUCCUGAUUUCCUAAAGGCAGUGAGGUACGAGUGUACGUUGGAGCCUGGAGAUGUGCUGUUCAUUCCUGCGCUGUGGUUCCAUAACACGCUCGCACUGCACUUUGGUGUUGCUGUCAACAUCUUCUGGCGCCAGCUGCCUGAAGACCGCUACGACAAGAAGGACCCUUAUGGUAACAAAGACCCGGUGGCUGCAAGUCGAGCCCUUCAAAGUUUGGAGCGAGCACUGCACCACCUGGAAGAACUUCCAUCCGAGUACCGGGACUUCUAUGGACGUCGAAUGAUUCAGCAAAUACAGAAGCGGACCUUCUUUGGUUGUCAAUCAAAAACCAUGAUGACAGAAGCCAGCUCCUCUUCAACGCGGGAUCACAUUUGACUCAUGGAAGAUGAAGUUAUACUAACAGAACUCUUGUACAAAGUACACAAAAGUUCUACCUGAGAAAAAUAUGAUAACUUCCAGAAAAAAUAUUUAAAAGUUUAAUAUCAAAAGUAGGAUCUCUAAUGAAGUAAAUUAAUUAACUUAUAUUAUGUGUUGCAUAUGGUGAAUGUUUAUAUCCAUCUUGGAGAAAGUAGACCACCAGUUUAAGUAAAUAGUAGUAUUUCAGUUUGAGCACAUAAUUAAAUAGGGCCCUUUGUUGGAAAUUUGCAUGUGGACUGGAUUACUUCUCUUAGGAGAAGAGGCAAUAAAGUUUGACCUCGGUAUGCAAAGGUGAUAAGCCUAACCGUGAGAAUAGACUACAUGUUUAGCUUAACACCAACAUUUAAGUUACGACUACCAUCUGUUGUCUUUCCAGACACUUACACACACGAACAUCUCCUUUUAUGGUCAGGCUAUGCUGUCCUGACUUAGCAUACACACAGAGACAAGAAGGAGGAAUAUGUAAACUGAUGGUUUGCCUUCCCCAAGUUAUGAGUGCCUCAUUUUUUGACUCGACCUCCAGGAUCUGCAGUCCUGUAAAUCUCACCUUACCUUAUCCUUGUCCACACAAACACAAUGGUCGUUUAAACCCCAUCCCCCCUCCGUCAGCCGACGCAACAUGACCUAAUACGCAUGCGCGGAAAAUGCGCACGUGAAAGUCCCCUCCAAUGAUGCUUUUUGUGCAAGUUCUUAAAUUAAAUUUAACUUCUCUGAACAAUA